AUGUCAGUGAAAUCAUCUAAUGCUAAAAAGUCAUCAAUGAGGCAGAUCUCCCCUAAGGGAACUGGCGCCAAUGAUGAUGAUCCAGAGCCAUUAAGUGUUGAUUUCAAUGAUGUGAUUGCUCAACCUGUAACGGCUGUUAAAAAAGAGCGCCGUGAAACAGUAGCAAACCCAUUAGCUGCAAGACCAGCUAAACCGCGACAACCAAGAAGUAGUACAACGAAAAUUAAAAAAGAUUCUGGAACUCUCGGAAAUGCUUUAGGAACAAACAAAAAUGCGAAAACUACUACAAUUAAAAAGACAGUUACUAUCAAAAGAAAGAAGAAAGCACCUAUUAAAAAGUCAACGGCAGGCGUUAAAAGUGGAAAUUUGCCCAGAAGACGAAGGAGGAGGCCCAUUGUACGGAGAAUUGUUAAGAAAGUUGUUAUACAUAAACAUAAAUCGAAGAAGCCAGCCGUUGAAGAAAAAGAACCAGAUCCAAUUAUCAUAAGGAAAAAGAAGCCAAUGAAAAGGCGUCCAAAGAAGAUAAUCAAGAAGGUUAUCGUUAAAAAGAAAAAGCAAGCUCAAAACAAUCCACAACCACAACCAGAACCUGAAACUAUUGUCCGCAGAGUUAGAAAGCACAGGCAUCAUCGCGAUACCUCUGCCGCACCACAAAACAUAAUUACUAUCGUCAAACGACGAAAGAAUCCAAUAACUGGCGAAAUCGAAGAAUACGAAGAGAAAUUAACCCUUGAAGAGCUUGAAAAGCAAAUGAAAGAAGCUGAAGAAAAGAAAGCUAAAGCUGCCUUAGAAAACAAGAGCAGUAACGCUGAAAAAGACUCAAAUGAUAAUCCAGAUGAGCCACAAGUCAAAAGAAUUCGAAAACAUCAUCACAAACCAGUUCAAUACGUUACAAUCGUUAAGAAACGCAUCAAUCCAGAGACAGGUUUGGAAGAAAAUGUUGAAGAACAAGUUGCCUUACCAGCUGACGACGCUCCUGCCACGACAGACAACCUAAGUGUCCGUAGUAGGUCCAGCCAUCGCAAAUUAGCCUCUCGUCCUCAAAGCGCCCGAAUGUCAACAGCAAAAUUAUCAGAUCUCGCAUCUCCUUCAUUACUAGCGAACUCCGCAAAUUCAAGUUCAUCGAGCGAUUACUCAGAUUCCGACUACAGCGAUGACGUCGCACCAAGUUAUAAUGCUCCGAAAUCGGCCGGGCCACGACGUAAGCCAAAGCGUGUUGUCCGCAAAUCCAAAGUCAUCAGGAAGCAGCACAAAUCCAGCGCCACCAACAAAGACGAACCUGAGCCAACGCCAGAAGUCAUCAGAGUCAGGAAACGGAAAGAGCCGAAGAAAGUUCUUCAACAAGUUGUCACUGUCAUCAAGAAGCACAUCGACAAAGACACGGGCAAAGAAGAGAUCGUUGAAGAGGAAGUUCCCAUUGAGCUUUCCGAGUCUUCAUCAUCAGACAACGACGAUCAGAUGUUCUUUGACGAGUUGAAGCAAAUGAACAAAAACAAACCACACAGAGCUACAACAGCCGGUGUUGUUCCACGUAAAUCUAGUGCUUCAUCACGUAGACAGUCAACAGCAGGCAUUCCUGCCAAGUUGAGGAGAGGAUCCACAUCAAAUAUUGCAGAUCUAAUGAACAACCACAAGAACGACUACAUUUUCUCUGAUUCAGAAGAUGAUUUGGCCGCUGAUUCACUUCUUAUUGCUCCAACAACUAAAGGCAGAAGGAGACACAGAACUCCUGUCGAGAAAGUCAUUGAAGAAGUUGUCAUGGAGAGUGAUAACGAAGGAAACAGAAGACCAGUCAAAAGGAAGAGGACAGUUAUCGAAGAAUAUUAUUCAGAUGUCGAUGAUUUCGAUGUCAAUAAGAUUGAUAUUUUCGAUCAUAGUGAUGAAGAUGAUGAAUUCGAUGUAAAGAAGAGGAAGAGAAAUAUUCCGAAAUUAUUGGCAAGAAUCGAUAGAUCUAAGAAAUCUCCUGAUGAUCUCAUUAUUGAUGAUCAAUUCGGUAUUUCUCCUGCAAUUCAAGCUCUUCUUUCUGGAGCUGAUAACACAAAGAUUCCUCAGACAGAUGACAGAAUUGUCUUAAAUGAUAAAGAUAUAAACGAAGUAGAAAUUCCAAAGCAGUACAGUGACCCUCAAACAGGAAUAAAUGGAGAUAAGAUGAUCGUUCAAUGCAGACCAGAUAUGAUACAGUCAAUGACUUUGGAAGCUAUUGGUGCGGCAAAUAGUUUGGGAAUUCCAUUUGAGAAAUACGUAGAAGACAUGAAAUGCGACCCUGCAUUGAAGUUCAAACUUUUGCAGUAUAAUAAGAUAAGACAGAAUGAACUUAGAAAGAUGGAAAGAAUUAAACCAAUCAAGAAACUUGUUAGAACUUUCGGUGUUCAAGCGGAAGCUUAA
Molecule: messenger RNA, 2385 nt
Organism: Trichomonas vaginalis G3
Lineage: Eukaryota; Parabasalia; Trichomonadida; Trichomonadidae
Exons: 1
Coding region: 1-2385 (794 amino acids)
Source: RefSeq, a predicted model, not a curated record